AUGACCGUCGACUCCAAGCCGCAACUCCAGCGCCUCGCCGGCGAUGCCGACGUUGACCUGAUGUGCAAGCUCCUCGAAGAGGACGGUGCCUUCAUCCUGAAGGGCCUGCUUCCCCCCGACGUCGUCGAAAGCUUCAACCGCGAGCUGGACGUGCAAAUGGCCAUCCCCCCUCCCAAGGGAGAGCGGCUCCUCGCGGACAAAUACCCCCCUCACUUCAAAUACGUCCCGAACGUCCCCACCACCUGCCCGACAUUCCGCAACAACAUCCUCAUCAACCCGGUCAUCCACGCCAUCUGUGAGGGCUACUUCCAGCGCACGGGCGAUUACUGGCUCAGCGCGGCCUUUCUCCGCGAAAUCGAAUCGGGAAUGCCCGCCCAGCCGUUCCACCGCGACGAUGCCACCCACCCGCUGAUGCACCACCAACCCUUGGAAGCACCGCCGAUCUCCAUCAGCGUCAUCUUCCCCCUGACGGAGUUCACGGAGGAGAACGGCGCCACGGAGGUCAUCCUCGGGAGUCAUCGGUGGACGGAGGUCGGGACGCCGGGGCGCGAUCAGGCGGUUCUGGCGACUAUGGAUCCGGGCGAUGUUCUCAUUGUGCGACAGCGUGUGGUUCAUGCGGGGGGUGGGAACCGCACGACCACCGGCGAUCCUCGACGGGUCGUUCUCGCGUACUUCAAUAGCUGCCAGCUUACCCCGUUCGAGACCUACCGGACGAUGCCGCGCGAGAUGGUGGAGUCGAUGACUGUUCUCGGCCAGAGGAUGCUCGGCUGGAGGACUAUGAAACCGUCCGAUCCCAAUAUUGUGGGUAUUAACAUUAUUGAUGAUAAGCGGCUCGAGAAUGUGCUGCAGUUGAAGGCUACUGAUUUGCCUGCUUAG
This is a messenger RNA of Aspergillus viridinutans, 876 nucleotides long. It is a transcript of the gene ftmF, whose product is annotated as 2-oxoglutarate dependent dioxygenase ftmF. Bases 1 to 876 code for a protein of 291 amino acids. The transcript has a single exon. Lineage: Eukaryota; Fungi; Ascomycota; Eurotiomycetes; Eurotiales; Aspergillaceae. The record is from RefSeq and is a predicted model, not a curated record.